Messenger RNA from Acipenser ruthenus (sterlet), 4257 nucleotides. Its product is annotated as fibroblast growth factor receptor-like 1. The record is from RefSeq and is a predicted model, not a curated record. NCBI's taxonomy places the organism in Eukaryota, Metazoa, Chordata, Actinopteri, Acipenseriformes, Acipenseridae. Bases 714 to 2207 code for a protein of 497 amino acids. Gene Ontology annotation, cellular component: plasma membrane. Gene Ontology annotation, molecular function: fibroblast growth factor receptor activity; fibroblast growth factor binding. The transcript is spliced from 7 exons.
UUCCAUCUAUGCCCAUCGCCUGGAACCAGAGUCUGCCAAUAGGACUGGAAUUACUAUAACACGAACUUUUAACGUGAUUUCGUCUCAAAUACACACGCGGGAGGAGAGAAAGGUACAUCCCAACAGUUUACACUCAAGAGAUCUGCUGGAAUUCACUGAGAUCUGACACGACCAUUCCCAGAAUAUCAAGAUCUGCUGAUGAUCUCUAAUUAUUAGCAGUGAUGGAGGAGCGUACUGCACACUGGAAAUACAUUGCAAGCACUUUUAUAUGACUGCCUUUUAACAGGGCUGCUUGUAGCACCUUUACUGUGUGUGUUUACAUUUGUGAGAUCCUACAAGUACAUUACGUUACUAAAACCCCUUUAACCGGGAUAUAGCGCUACCAGAAUAACUCAGCCUGUAGUCAUCGUACGGAUUUUCUGCUUUUUCGGCUACUGCAGCAAGACGACUCUGGAGACUCUUUAGGAGAGUUUGCAGCCUGUCAAAGUUCAACGUUUGAUUUAGUAACUCUCCUUUUUUGCGGAAGAUCUGCGACUAAGAAUCAGCGGGAAGCAUAUGUAUCGCCUGCACUUAAUGGAGUUAUUUUAAAAAGUAACACAAGGAGUAUACUUUAAAUAUGGAAGUACUGUCUUCUUUUGCAAACGGAUUGUAAUAGUUAAUGAAGUGAAACUGCAGGUACGAGAUUAGAAAAUCGGAAGUUUAUCAGUGUCAGAAUGGAAUUUUUACAGAUUGCCCUUCUCGUUUUGGAGAUAAUUGCAUUCACAGACUGCGCCAGGGGUCCGCCGAGAAUUGCAGACAAGGUAAUCCAUCGCCAGACGGUAAGAAUUGGCCGAACCAUGAAGUUGCUGUGCCCGGUUGAAGGAGACCCCCCGCCACUCACCAUGUGGACCAAAGAUGGGCGCACCAUCCAUAGCGGCUGGACGAGGUUCCGUGUGCUCCGGCAGGGGCUCAAGAUCAAGGAGGUGGAGGCAGAAGAUGCCGGGACCUUCAUUUGUAAGGCUACCAACGGCUUCGGCAGCAUCAACAUCAACUAUACGCUCAUUGUGAUUGAUGACUCAAGCUCAGGAAAGGAUGGUCCAGGGAUCCCAGAAGGGAGUGACGCAGAGUAUACAAAUGAGGACAUUUCAGGGAAACAAUGGGUGCGCCCGAGGUUCACUCAGCCUGCAAAGAUGCGGCGGAGGGUGAUUGCGCGACCCGUGGGGAGCUCGGUCAGACUGAAGUGUGCGGCAAGCGGGAACCCGCGGCCCGAAAUUGCUUGGCUGAAGGACAGCAAGCCGCUGAUGGCCCAGGCCGGGGAGGGCCGCAAGAAGAAGUGGACACUGAGCCUCAAGAACUUGGAACCCGAGGACAGCGGCAAGUACACCUGCCGAGUCUUCAACCGCGCCGGGGAGAUCAACGCCACCUACAAGGUGGAAGUCAUUCAGCGCACAAGGUCCAAACCCAUCCUGACUGGCACCCACCCUGUGAACACGACUGUGGACUAUGGUGGGACCACCUCGUUCCAGUGCAAGGUCCGCAGCGAUGUCAAGCCCGUCAUCCAGUGGCUCAAGCGUGUGGAGUACGGCAACGAGAACAAGUACAAUUCCACCAUCGACGUGGGCGAAUAUAAGUUCGUGGUGCUGCCCACAGGGGAGGUGUGGUCUCGCCCAGACGGCUCUUAUUUGAACAAGUUGAUGAUAACCCGGGCCAAGGAGGAGGACGCUGGGAUGUACAUCUGUCUGGGAGCCAACACUAUGGGCUACAGCUUCCGGAGCGCCUUCCUCACUGUCCUGCCAGACCCAAAGCCACACAUUCCAUCUGUGAUGGCCUCCCCGUCCAGCAGCCUUCCCUGGCCCGUCAUCAUUGGGAUCCCUGCAGGGGCCGUUUUUAUCUUCGGGACAAUCCUGCUGUGGCUGUGCCAGACCAAGAAGAAGCCCUGCUCUUCCCCGUCUUCAGCGGCUGCAGUGGCAGCUCAGUCCAUCCACCGCCAGCCUCCCUUGAGAGAGCGUAUCUGCCUGCCGCAGGUGCCCGACAAAGACUGUGGGAGCUCCAUGAACUACGAGGAGUAUUUAGCCCAGCAGCAGCAUCUGCUAGCUCAAGGGCCUACUCUGGCCCCGGCCAUGGUUCCUAAAAUGUACCCAAAGAUUUAUACGGACAUCCACACUCACACUCAUCAGCAUGUGGACGGGAAGAUUCACCAACACCAGCACAUUCACUAUCAGUGUUAGGUGAUGCUUCUUGAAAAAAAAGGCCUUAACUGCAUCCUUCCACCCCCACUCUCCGUCAAAUCCCUCCCUGUAUGGUACCAAACAUACUGUUUACACUGCCAGCCACCAGCAGGCCACGAACUGGACAAAUAAAAGACUAUGUGAUUUUUUAAUUUUUUUUAUUGAGGGUUGAGGGGGUGCUGGGGAUAGGAUUAAUGAAGGAAGACAAAACUGGGAAAGGAAAAAAAUGCAAUUUGCUGAAAUUACACUUUACAUUUUUAAUUAAUUUUAAUAUGUUGGUAAAUCAAGGGGCAAUUGAAAAAAAAAAUAGUGAAGCUGUGGCUUAUAUUAAUCACACACAUUUUUGCCUCCAAAUUGUUUUAGUUUUAUUUUGGAGAAAAUAAAACCGCCCUGCUUGAGAAGCCAUUUAAAAAAAAAAUAUGUUGUUUUUUUUUGGUUUAAGUAUAAGCAGAAAUAUUUUCCUUCUCUAUUAUAACAUAAAUAAAUAGAUAAAAUAAAAUUAUAUAUAAAUAUAGUAUCCCUGACCACUAUUAAUGCCAAUAAGUAGCUGCAUACAUUAUUUGCCAUUGACGGCUAUAUCCCAGUAUCCUAUUUCAGACUAAAAAUGUAAACAACAUGGCUCCAUUAUACCACCUGCUAGUCACCAAAUGGCUUUCGCUCCCCUGAUUGGAGACAACUGCGUUGAAGAAGGAAUAUAAACACCUGCUUUAAUGUGAUCUGGUUAACACUGUUCUAGCAACACCCUGCAGUCUGAUUCGCCAAUCAAAGCUAGGACAGACCGAUAAGUUCAAAUGUUUCUUGGACAUGCACUUACACUGAGUGUUUUGAAUAAAACGUUACAAGUUUGAAACUGUUCUUUACUGUACAAUCACAUUUCACUGACUUUGGGGGGGAAAAGGACCAUAAUAGUGCCUAUGUGGACUAGAAUAAAAUGUAACCACAAAAUAUAAAGCUUUAGUAAUUAUAUAUAUAUAGAUUUUAAACAGAAGUCAUGUAUAUUUAAUUUAUUUUCUUAAGCAAGAAAUAAUGUAUAAUGUUUUCAUCAAAGCAGGCAUUUAUAUACAUAUUUUGAUAGUAAAUAUGAACAAGUUGAAUGCCAUGUUUGUUAUAGUUUCCACAUAAGCUAUGUAGCAUAUAUUCAAUAGUUUCUGAAAGAGUUGUAAGUCAUAUAUUUGUAUGCACUGUUUGAAUAUACAAAAUUGAAAUGAUUAAUAUCUUUGUAUUGACAAUCCUGUACAGUCUGUGCUUUUUGGUAAGUUGGAAAUGUUUUCAAAGUUUAUUAAUUUGGAGACAUUUAAUUAUUUUACUGUGGUUAUUGAUAAAAGAAACACAAGAAAGACUUAUUAUUAUUAUUAUUAUUAUUAUUAUUCUCAAGUGCCAAAGGUUUCAAUAACAUUUUUAGAAAGAAAAACACAAACAAACAAACAAACAAAAUUAUUACGGAAGGAUAACAAAAUAUUGUACAACCUUUAGCCAUUUGUAAAGAAAAAUAAAACUCACCUUUUUAAAAAACCAAGCCAAGUAAUUCCCAAUGAGGUAUUCAACUACGACUGUUUGAAGCAUUACAAUCAAUCUCAAGAUAUUCUGUAUAUAUAUAUAUUGCUUUUGUAUGGUCUACAUUGACAACCCAGAAAUGUUCUUAAAGUUAAAGUUAUGGAUAAGUUUACAAAUAAAUAAGGAAUGGUAUGAAGCUGUCUGCUGAGAGGUCUAGCUUCAGGAGCUCAAAGGGUUCAUAAUUGUAGGAUUAUCUACAGGGAGUAUAAACAUGUAAUUGUGGGUAGCUGCCUAGUAACAAUAAAAAACUACCAGCAUUACAUCUACAUUAUUUCACUGGUGUAGCAAUAGCAAUAUGGUGCUACUGUGUUUCUCAUACAAGGGUGUUGCGUAUUUGUUUUAUUUAAUUAAAGCCUAAUGUAGAAAGCAGUUGAUACAUUAACAAAACAACACCACCAUCACACAUAAUAUUGUAGUUGCAUGUUGGUGCUCAUAAAAUGUUUUUGUGUUUGUAUUAUAAUAUAAUGGCAUAAAAAAAAAAAAAAAAAAAAAACAA